Molecule: messenger RNA, 1759 nt
Organism: Petromyzon marinus (sea lamprey)
Lineage: Eukaryota; Metazoa; Chordata; Hyperoartia; Petromyzontiformes; Petromyzontidae
Gene: RWDD3
Product: RWD domain containing 3
Biological process (GO): positive regulation of hypoxia-inducible factor-1alpha signaling pathway; positive regulation of protein sumoylation
Molecular function (GO): protein binding
Source: RefSeq, a predicted model, not a curated record
AGGGGAUUCAGGCGACGCAGGGGUCGGCGGGGGAAGGCCGGGCCACCAUGAGCGGCGGCGUCGUUCAGGAAGAGGUGGCCGUGUUAGAGGCCAUCUACUGUGCAAAAGGCGAGCUGGAGGUGCGAGAACGUUCAGUUACAAAUGGGAUAACAUUGGCGCUCAACAUUUGCUGCGAGUCAAGGGGUGUGCGGUACCCACUGCGCACCCUCAUCCGCCUGCCGCCUGGCUACCCAACGCGACAACACCUAGACGUGGUGUCGUUGCAUGUGGACGGAGCGGCGAGCUCGGCUGCGCUGACGAGGGAGCAGUGCAGGACUCUUCUGCACAACAUCCGCCAGCGAGCCUUCGCCCUCCCGCCACAGCCGGCCGUGCACGACCUAGCCUCGUGGCUUCAGCAGAACUUUGAGACGUUGCUUCACGUCGGAGGGGUCACGAUAACAGCAGAGCAAGAGGAAUAUGGCAAACAUCUUUGCUCAGAAGCUGCAUCACCUGGGAAUAAAGAUGGAAACAUAUCCGCGAAGGAUUUGGAAGUGAAGGGGACGGUUGCCCUGUUGCGUCUGGAUCACAUGCGAGCACGGGCCCGGUACACACGGACCAUCGAGGGUUGGGUGGCCAAAUUGGGCCUGAUGGGACGCCUGCUGUUCUACAACAAAUUAAUCCUUGUCCUGCUGCAGGGCAGCCUCUGCAGUAUUCGAGAGUAUAUUGUGUUGCAGAAAACAAGCAAGGUAGAUGUAGACUCCAGUGGGAAGAGAUGCAAAGAGAAGAUGAUGAGUGUGCUUUGGGAGGGUACCAUGUCUACACGGCAAUACAGGUUCAGUGAUUUCUGCGUGCUGGAGAUUAGCAGUACAAAUGAGCUGGGGAAAGUGUUUGAAGAGGCUCAGCUUGGCGAAUUAUACCACCAGUGUGUGAUGCCGACCCUGCCUUGAUCUGCCGCAAGAUUGCACAGCGCUUCCACGUCGCGACAGCGCUCAGUCCAUUAGCCUUUUAUCUUACACCACCUAACAACUAUUUCCACAGAGUAAGUCUGUGAUGUAAAUAUGUUUAUAUAUGUAAUGCAACCAUGUUGGAUGGGCUAUAAUGGAUACAUGUGACAACAUUAUCAGUGUAAACAUCAAAGUUUUGUUUACAUUUCGUUUUUUUUUGCUGCUUUGGAAAAUAGAAAUGAACAGUGUCUUAAAUAAACAUGUUGGGGAAAAAGGCCAUAGUCAUGGAAAUGUACACCACUUUAACAAAAUUUCCACUAUAUUUGGGUAAGCAUGUCUAAUGUUAUCACUUUGCAUCUUCAUCCGAGUAAAUGGUCAGCCAUUUCACGGCUAAUUUGAGAUUUACCUGGAUGACCACAUUUUUCAGAUACAUUUAACCUUUUUUUAUUUAGGAGAUUACUUGUUACAACUGGCAGAAUUUUACGGCUAAUUCUUAAUGAGUUUAUUUUAAAUAGAGUAAACUAUAUUCUUUGGGUCUUUCGGUAAAGCCACGUAGAUAGAAAACCCAAAGAAUAUGAAUCCCUGCAGUCACGAAAGCUUUAAGUCAAGAGUAAACUAUGUUAUAGAUGUUGCUCCUGCAGAUAUACAUUUUGUUAUGAAAUUAUUUUAAUGGUUAUCCUUUGUGCAAUAUGCCUAUUCCACAGAUUGAUAUGAGAUGUAUUCUACAUAUGCAUUCCCACUCCCACUGCUAAAAUAAUUACAUAUUUUAAAUUGCCAUGAUUGGGAGCAUCUAUGCACAUAACGCACCACUGAUCAAAUAAAAUGCUGGUACAUUU